This is a messenger RNA of Mollisia scopiformis, 1596 nucleotides long. RefSeq lists its product as uncharacterized. NCBI's taxonomy places the organism in Eukaryota, Fungi, Ascomycota, Leotiomycetes, Helotiales, Mollisiaceae. The record is from RefSeq and is a predicted model, not a curated record. The transcript is spliced from 4 exons. Bases 1 to 1596 code for a protein of 531 amino acids.
AUGGAACUCUCAGACUUGCCACUUGCCCCAAAGCAACCUACCUUGCAAGACGAUAUUGGUCAGCCUCAUGGAUACGAUAAAGCACCAACAACAAAGUUUCUAGCCUUGAUGGGACUGGGUGCAUCAUGGAUCCUCGGCAUUGUCUGUGUAAUCGUUGGCUCAGGUGCAGUUACCAAAUCAACCACUUCAGAAGCCACAAAAGCAUACCAAAAUAAAUCCGCAAUCGCAGGUCCAUAUCACGAUUGGCCGGGAGCCAAAGUAUCACCAGCUGCCGCAGAAAUCCUACCCUUGCUGGUCAGCUUCAUCGUCACCGCGCUGAUGGAAAGCACUGGUUUGAUUCAUGAGACCAGUCUACGAUGGGCUUUACAGGACAAGCUCGUCUUUAACUCCAACCUUCGUCUGUUCACAUUCGUACGCCAGUAUUUCUGUUUUGGCGCCAUCUCCAACAUUCUCCAUGCCGUGUUCAUCGUUGUGUCAUAUGCUGCAGCAUCUCUCAUGUUUGCCAUUUCGCCGUCACAGAACUUUUGCAACCACUUCUCUCACACCCUCGGCAACGAGAUAUACAAUGGAUGUGGAGAUUUCGUGGCCUUGGCGACGCCAGCUGUCUGCGCUUUGGGUAUUGGACUCCUUGGUCAAGCUGGUCUUGCAACAUGGCAAAUGUUGUCAGUCCGCAUACCAACCUGGUCAGCAAAUCCACUCGAUACGGCCUGGGCCAGCGUGGAAGGAGGCACCAGAGCAAGAGUGCCAGGCCGUUGUAUGAUGAGUGUGCACGAAGCUGGACUCGAUACAGGCCCCAAAUAUCCAAAGGCUCGGCAACUUUCUAUCUGGAAGGCACAUAAAGAAGCUCGAAGAAUCAUGUACUUUGUAUGGACGUUGACAGUGUUUAGCUUCGUCUGGUUUGGCGUCACGCAAGGAACACUCGCAUAUAAAACGAAGAAUCCAACAAAUGGCCAGCCAUGCAGUGGCUGUAACGCGUAUCUGGGAAACAACUGGAACCUCAUUCCCGACCAAGGAAAGUCACCCACGAGCGCUGCCGUCAUUGUAGAAUUCUCAUCGAGCUUCUACGCCGGUAUUCAUACUCCGCUCCAUUGCGCGGAACUCAUUACAAAUCUAAGCAGAGACGAAAAGACGUGGCGGCAGUGCUAUUCCUCACGUCCUUAUGCACCGCGGCCGAACGCUUUGUUCAGGGCGAGUACGAGCUGGGUGGCUGUUACUCUCUUCGUGCUGAAGGCGGUGCUGCAUUGGCUGUUCGGUAAGGGCAUGACUUAUGCGUAUAAUUGGGGUAUAUUUUUGAGGCCGCCUCAGCUUCUAUACCUUAGCUUUGGUGCCUCGAUUUUGACUGCUUUCACGACUUUUUUGUCCUUCCAACGGCCUAAUGAUGAGCAGCCUGCUACUUUUAGUCAUGUUCAGACUUUGGUGGAUUUGGUGGACGAGUGGCAUCUACAGAUCUUCUGGGGCGACAAGGGUGCGAUUGGAGAGCACGAGGUCCGACAUGCUGGCACAUCAGCUUUCCCGCUCAACACCAUCAUAAGAGAUGCUAUGUACGAAGGUUCACUCUUAGUACAAGAAUCAAACUCAGAAGCGGCUGUCAACUGA